Carica papaya (papaya) is the source of this 2621-nucleotide messenger RNA. Lineage: Eukaryota; Viridiplantae; Streptophyta; Magnoliopsida; Brassicales; Caricaceae. The record is from RefSeq and is a predicted model, not a curated record.
CCUCCUCCUCACUUUAAAACCCCGAACAUAUUAUUGUCUUGCCAUCAUUUUGGGUUUUUGGAGAGUCUCCAUUUUCUUUAGCAAAAACCCUACCCGAAACUUUCUCCUUUUCAUUUCUUCAAUCAAAAAUGGGCAAGUCAAGCAAGAAAUCGAUUCCCAAGGUCGAAGCAGUGGCUGCUGUCGCUGCUGCCGUCACUCCGGCGAAGAAAGGUAAGAGAGGAGCUGAAGAAGCUAUUGAGAAGCCAUUGAGCACAAAGAAGCAGAAGAGAGAUGAAGUGGUGGAACAGGCUGUUAAAAAGGUAAAGGUUGAGACAAAGACACAGAAGAAGAAGAAAGAGGAAACCAGUAGUUCUGAUUCUUCAGAAUCAGAGGAAAAGCAGAAGAAGGUUGCUAAGGUAUCCAGCAAGAAGAAAAAGCCUGUAAAAGAGUCCAGCAGUGAUGAUUCAUCUUCUGAUGAGGAGCCUGCUACCACAAAGAAAAGUGUAGUUCCUGCUAAAAAUGGAGCUGUUAAGGCUGCUGCAAAGAAGGCCCAGUCAUCUAGUAGCGAGGAUGAAUCUUCUUCUGAUGAUGAACCUGCACCCGCAAAGAAGCAGCCAGUAGCUGCUAAAAAUGGCUCUGUGCCAGCUAAGAAAAGCAAGCCAGACAGCAGUUCAUCUUCUUCAGAAGACGACUCUGAUGAUGAUAAGAAACCUGCUGUUAUAAAGAAACCUGUGCCUGAUGCCAUUGCUAAGAAAAAUGUGGAGUCUAGCAGUGAGGAAUCUUCUGAUGAUGAUGAAACUUCUUCAGAUGAAGAACCUGAAGCUAAGAAGGUAGUGCCAGCAGCUGCUAAAAAUGGCACUGCUGCUAACCUUGCAAAGAAGGAGAAGCCUGCUAGUAUUUCAUCAGAAGAUGAUAGUUCUAGCAGUGAUGAGGAACCUGCUGGCAUAAAGAAAGGUGGGCAACCUAGUAAAAAAGAUUCAUCCUCUGAGGACGAGUCUUCAGAUGAAGAACCUCCAGCUGCAAAGAAACCGGUGGUCAUAAAAAGUGGAUCAGCUGCUGCUCCAGUAAAGAAAGGCAAGCCAGCAAGCAAUUCAGAUUCAUCAGAGGAAGAUGAUUCUUCAGAUGAAGAGGAUGUUAAACCGAAGGUACCUGCAUCAUCCCAAAAGAAUGGCCCCUCAGCUGCUUCAAAGAAAAAGGAUGAAUCAAUUGACGGCUCAAGUUCAGAUAGUAGUUCGGAUGAUGACACUUCCUCAGAUGAGGAUACUAAAAAAGGAACUAAAGUGCCACCUACUGCAAAAAAUGGCUUGGUUGCAGCCAAGAAGGAAUCUAGUGAUAGUUCAGAUGAUGAAAGUUCAGAUUCAGAUGAUGAGAAUAAAAAGGUUGAUCAUAAAAGAGAUGAUAGCUCAGAGGAAAGUGAUGAUGAACAGCCUUCAAAGAAAAAGGUCAAGGUUUCCUCAAAUGCUAAAAAUGUUAAAAAGGAAAGCACUGAUGAAGAUAGUAGUGAAGAUUCAGAAGAUGAUGAGGAAAGUGAGGAUGAAAAAGAGACUCCAAAAAAGAAGGGAACUGAUGUAGAGAUGGUAGAUGCAGAAACUGUUACUAAGCAGCCCAAGACCCCAUUCACACCGAAGGCACAGACUCCUGGAUCGAAGACUUUGUUUGUUGGGAACCUUGCUUAUAGUGUUGAACGAGCUGAUGUGGAAAAUUUCUUCAAAGAUGCUGGUGAAGUUGUUGAUGUUCGUUUUGCCACAGAUCAUGAAGGGAAUUUUAAGGGCUUUGGACAUGUUGAGUUUUCCACCGCAGAGGCAGCACUGAAGGCACUGGAAUUAAAUGGUAAAUCUCUGCUUAAUCGUGAUGUCAGACUUGAUUUGGCUCGUGAAAGAGGUGCAUAUACACCACACAGCGGCAAAGGAAGUGACACAUUCCAGAAGGGUGGUAGAGGCCAGUCUCAGACAAUAUUUGUUAAGGGAUUUGAUCAUUCCCUUGGAGAGGAAGAGGUUAGGAGCUCACUGCAAGAGCAUUUUAGUUCUUGUGGGGAAAUUUCAAGGAUAUCACUCCCGCUUGAUCGGGAGAGUGGUGCUCUUAAGGGAAUUGCCUAUAUGGAUUUCAAUGAUGGUGAAGCCUUCAACAAGGCUCUUGAACUAAGUGGAAGUAAUCUUGGUGAUUAUUCAUUGACUAUAGAAGAGGCAAAGCCAAGAGGUGAUUUCCGUGAUGGUGGUGGAAGAAGUGGUGGGAGAAGUGGAGGCAGAGAUGGAGGGGGUCGUUUUGGUGGUAGGAGUGGUGGGGGCCGCUUUGGUGGACGGGACAGUGGAGGCCGUUUUGGAGGCAGAGGACGUGGUGGUCGUGGCGGUGCUGGUGGUAGAGGUCGUGGACCCAAUAAACCCAGCAUGACUUCUUCCCAAGGGAGGAAGACUACCUUCAAUGAUGAUGAGUAAAAGAGUGAAGCUAUGAAGGGAGUUGGUUUUUGCCAAGCUUCACCCGAUAGUAUUCAUUUACCUAUUUUAGAAUUUUGGGAUUUUCCGUGUGGACUUGUUAUUUUGUUAGGUGGAUUAUUGGAUCUGUGAGAUUUGAUAAAUAUUUCUGUCAAUUUUAUUCGCCCAGAAAAAAUAUCAUGAUAUAAAUUUUGAGAUUUACAUUUGCCUUAA